UUUCACUAGCAAGUAGGAGUACGACAGACUGCUAACAACAAAGUGAAAUCUGCUGUGAAUAAACCCAGGAAAAAAUGGGAAAAGGAGAAAAAAAAGACCCCAAAGAUAUACAAAGAAAAGAAAAAGCCAAGAUGCAACUCAAAAGAAAUAUAGGUUAUUUUGAAGGGGUAAGUUUUAUUAUAGGAUCAAUCGUUGGAGCAGGGAUCUUCGUGUCUCCUACAGGGGUGUUGAAACAUUCCUUACUCAAUAUUGGCGUUGCACUGACCAUCUGGAUGGCGUCUGGGCUGGUUUCUCUGAUGGGUGCCCUCUGCUAUGCAGAGCUGGGAACCGCUCUGCCCUUCUGUGGAGGAGAAUACAGCCAUAUUAAAAGAGGCCUUGGAUCCCUACCUGCCUUCGUCUUUAUCUGGACAUCAACGUUUGCCAAGCCGGCGUCAAAUGCUGCUCGAGCCUUGCUGUUUGCUGAAUAUGCCACGCAGCCUUUCUAUGGCGUUUGCCCUGCGCCAGACGUGCUGAAGAAGUGCUUGGCCUUGGCCGUUCUCUGGUCCCUGGGGAUCUUGAAUGGCCUCAGCGUCAAAAUGUCUGCGUGGGUGCAGGCAGUUUUCACUCUGCUGAAGAUGAUGGCCUUGUCUGUGAUUGCUGUUGGUGGCAUAGUCCUCAUUGCCAGGCAAAAGGAGAGUCUGGCCAGGUUUGAGGACAUGUUUGGCUCAGAGAUCCCCAACGCCUCCCAGGUUGCCGAAGCCUUCUUCCAAGGGCUGUACGCAUAUGGCGGCUGGUGGUCCCUCAAUUAUAUGGCAGAGGAGAUGAAAAGCCCCAGCAGAAAUAUCCCCUUAACUGUGAUGACUGCUGUUCCUGCAGUAAUUGUUUUUUAUUUACUAGUGAACAUCUCAUAUCUGACUGUGCUCACACCUAAGGAAAUUGUCUCCUCAGUUGCUGUGGCAGUCACUUGGGCUGAUCGAGUGAUCCCCUCUGUUGCCUGGAUCAUUCCUCUCUCUGUUGCUGUCUCAAUAUUUGGCGCCCUCAACAGCAGCAUGUUCGCACUUGGUCGAUUAAGCUAUGCUGGAAGUCAGUCAGGACAUUUACCUCUUUUAAUAUCCAUGCUUAAUGUCCAUUCCUGUACUCCAGCACCAGCCAUGAUUUUUUCAACCAUCAUUGCAUCCAUUUUUAUCAUCCCCUCUGACCUUAUGAUGUUAACAAAUUACUUUGGAUUUUCUGGCUGGCUUAUGAUUGGAUUGACUUGCGCAAGCCUGAUUGUACUUCGAUACCGGGAACCUCAUCUACACCGACCAUACAAAGUGUUUUUACCCGUUCCAUUUAUGAUGGUGGCGAUGUCUUUCUUCCUAGUUCUAGCUCCCAUAAUCUGGUCUCCAAACCUGCAAUAUUUUUAUGCUUUCCUGUUCAUGCUUGGAAGUCUUAUUAUAUAUCUGCCUUUUAUACAUUUUAAAUUACGUUUUGCAUUUCUUGAUAAAAUUACUUGCCACUUACAGCUCCUGUUAGAAGUCUGUCCUGCUGAUGCAUCUGAUGAGGGCAAAUGUGAAUAAUGGCAGAUAUUUAAUCUCAGUACAACUAAGAGCCAAGAGAGGAUUUUGUUUAACUGACACUGUAAAUAGUACAAUUUAGAUGCUGGUGUGAUAUAUAGGUGUGCAUGCAUGCAUAUACAUAUGUAGAUGUAUACACAUAUAUUGCUAACAUGCACAUGCAUGUAUGUACACAUGCACAGAAUCACAGAAUGAACUAGGUUGGAAAAGACCUUUGAGAUCAUGAAGUCCAACCUCUGACCUAAUACCUCCUCAUCAACUAAAUCGUGGCGUUAGCAUAAAAAGUUAAUAUGUAUAUAUGUUUGUUUUUGUUUGUAUAAACACAUACGUGUAUAUAUAUACUAAAGUAAUAGGUGCAAAGGAUCUCUCUUAAACUUGCAAAAUCUGUAAAAUACUCUCUUGCUGCUGAAAACAGUUAAAAGUUGUGUAAAGUCUUGCAAUAAUAGAAAUGACUCAAUCACAGCACAAAUAAUAAUCAAUAUUAUCAUACAAUAAGUAAAUAAAUACAUAAUAGCAUCGUUAUAAAAAUACACUUUCACACUUUGAACUAAAUUGUCUGGAUUAUUCUUAGUUUGCAGUAGCUCAUUGAUUAGAACUUCCAUUUUUAAAGACUUUAUAUUUCUUUUCAUCUGCUACUUUUUUUGGCAUUAAUUUAUUUUUAAUGAAAACCUUUGACGAAUAUCAUAAAGUUGACUGAGAUCUUUUUAAAUCCCAAGAAAACUGGACAUGGUGCAUCUUAGCUAUUUUAUAAUAACACAUACAAAUUCAAGGUGAAAUCUUACAAUGCAUCAAGGAAGACAAUAAGAAUUAUUUAUCCUUUUCAUCACAGAAAUAAAAGCUAAAGAUACUUAGAUUCCUUUACUAAAUCAUUUACAUCUUACAAUUAAUAUUACUUUAUUCCUUGCUUUCAUUUUGGUGUUAUUGAGAAGUAAGAGCUUUUUUAAACCUCUUCCACUCCAUUUUUUAUUUUAUUUAUGCAAGCAAGAUAAAUUGAUUCUUUUUUCUUCUGAUAAUUGGGCAAUAAAAAGUACAUUAAAAAUCAUGUAUGUAGGUGAUUAUUAAUAUAUGAUGCUAUUUUUAAUUAAAAUAGAACUACAAAUAUAAAGUGAUUUACCAAAUCUGGCAAUGAAAGAUGAGCAUCACAACCAGUAGAUGGCCCCAGCCGAACAGCACUCUUACACCGUGAUCUCUGGAUUGAUGGAUGUUGUAUUGGUGAAAGUGUCUUACAGGGCAUUGUAUUACAACACAGUAGAAUGAAAAAAAUCCUGCUACAAUACUCGAUUCACUGAUGUAUAAAAAGUUUAGAGAUAGGAAUGGUAAAUAAUGAAUUCUUCAUAGCUACCCAAAGUCUAGGGUGGCCAUCAAUAAAACCAGGAAUCAACCUAAGGUUUAUGAGGAUUUGACUUUGCACUGGAAUGAGCCCCCAAAUGAAAACAAAUACAUGAAGCAAGUGGCUUUACUCAAAGUGAUAAUGCACACAAAAUGAAAAUUUGAAGAAAAAAUUAUACCUUUUAAAAUGCUGUAUGAAGAAAAGAUCAUAAAAGUGAGGACUGCAUGUAUACAGCUGAGCUGGAGACGAUCCUGCAGAACGCAAGGAAGGAAUCAAUGUUUAAUUUCACUUAAUAGUCCUAUUGGAAAAACAUUUCUCUUGCUGUUUAAAUUCCAAAAAUCAUGAGACUCAUCAACAUUGUAGAGGAGUUAUAUUUUAAGGAGUGAAUUGUAAAAGGAAGAAAUGAUUUUGCUAUGACCAUCCAUUGCUGAUUUGUAAAUGCAGGCGUGGCAGUGCCACAGAUUUUCAACUGAACUUUCAAGCAAUUUAUUUAAAUCUGUAUUUUAAUAUGUAAAAGAAAAGUAGAAGUUAUAAGGAAAAAAAAAGUAACAAUGAUACUGUGUUGUAGACCACAUGAUUAGGAAAUGCAAGCAUCCGGAGGUUGCUCAAUUGGGUAUGUUAUUUCCAUGUAAUUUCUUGUCAGUGUGUCAACUAUCUAUUUAAUUCCAUAAUUAGUACCUACUGAUUACAUAUGUCAGGAUAUGUUUGAGUAAUUGGAGCAUGUAUUUGCUAAUGAUACAAACUUCAAAUAUAGAGGUUUAGUAGUUCCAAACAAUCAGGGACCUCAGAAGUCCCCAUGAAAUAUAAUGUGAAAUAAAUUGCAUUUAUGUUUCUUUCUGGAAUGUGAAGUAGAUAGUUUUUAUUUUAAUAAAAAUCUAGGAGAUGGCACAUAAUCUUAUGACAAGAUUUAGAAUAGGUCAGAAUAAAAAAAUAUCCAUGCAAUCUUAAGCCCCUCUGCAAAGAUGCCUUUCAAAGGCCUUGUAUGAUCAGAUAAUAAACUGCUCUUUCUAUAUACUCUUACCUCAUCUUUUUGCAAUAAAUGGAUGGUAUCAAAUAUUUCACUAUCAUUUUAUCCCCAUUUCAACAUGUGAC
This is a messenger RNA of Oenanthe melanoleuca, 3957 nucleotides long. It is a transcript of the gene SLC7A13, whose product is annotated as solute carrier family 7 member 13. Bases 75 to 1538 code for a protein of 487 amino acids. Gene Ontology annotation, molecular function: L-amino acid transmembrane transporter activity. Gene Ontology annotation, biological process: amino acid transmembrane transport. Lineage: Eukaryota; Metazoa; Chordata; Aves; Passeriformes; Muscicapidae. The transcript has 4 exons. The record is from RefSeq and is a predicted model, not a curated record. Gene Ontology annotation, cellular component: membrane.